Molecule: messenger RNA, 1203 nt
Organism: Kazachstania africana CBS 2517
Lineage: Eukaryota; Fungi; Ascomycota; Saccharomycetes; Saccharomycetales; Saccharomycetaceae
Gene: PBR1
Product: putative oxidoreductase
Exons: 1
Coding region: 1-1203 (400 amino acids)
Source: RefSeq, a predicted model, not a curated record
AUGCCACUUAAUAUACUGGGAACAAUUCUAACUGAAGGUACUGAUAAUAUUCCUCACUAUGAUACUAUAAAAACAGCUUUACCAUACGUUUUAGGUGCGACGGCAAUCAAAUACUGGUCCCGUGGCCCGUCUAACACUUGGGAAAGAAAGUUGCAUGGUAAGGUUUAUAUUGUCACCGGUGCAACAAGUCAAGGGAUGGGUACUUCUGUGAUUCUUGAAAUGGCCAGGUUAGGUGCACAAUUGAUCUUUUUAACUAGAGAAGUGGAUGAAUGGUCAACUGAAUGGGUGGAAGAUUUACGUGAAAGAACCAAGAAUGAGUUAUUAUUCAUGGAAAAAUGUGAUUUGAACGACUUGUGGGAAAUCCGUAAAUUCGUAACAAGUUGGUUAGACAAUUCUCCUCCAAGAAGAUUGGAUGGUGUUAUUGUUAUGUCCGGUAAUAUGGAACCAUGGGGUAUACCUAAAUUUAAAUUGCCAAAAAGAAAAUCUUCCAAGGACGGAUUAGAAGUUCAAAUGGCUACGAAUUAUGUUGGUAUUUUUCAUCUUUUGAACUUACUCCAACCGAGUUUUAAAGCGCAACCACCUGAUAGAGAUGUCAGAAUUAUAGUGACGACAUGCUGGUUGCAAGUGAUGGGGGACAUCAAUGUAGAGGAUCCAUUGUGGCAAAAAGUUAAAUAUGAUAGCGCAUUAAAAUUUUUUGCAAGUAGUAAAUUACAGUUGGGUCUGAGUAUGAUGGAAUUGCAGAGGCGAUUAAUUGAGAGUGUUAAAAAUGAUUCAAAGAAAAAUACUGAAAGGAGUGGUAAAAACAUUGCUGUGUGUAUGGUUCAGCCUGGGACGAUGCGGUCACAAAGUUUACGUCGUGUAAUUAGCAAUGGUUCAAUAACGUUAUUGAUUUUACUUUACUGUAUUAUAUUGUAUCCGAUAUUAUGGUUAUUUACCAAGAGUGGGAAUAGAGCUGCACAAAAUUUGUUAUAUGCAUUGAAUACACCUGAAUUAGAAGAAAUUAAUAGACAGGAUGAAAAAGCUAAAUAUGUCUCCGAUUGCUCUAUUGUGAAGUUUGCACGUAAAGAAUUCGAAGAUGAAGUUUUACAAAAACAAUUAUUUGAAAAUACAGAAAGGGAUAUCUUAGAGAUAGAGAAGAAGAUGGCAAUUAAGAGAAAUGCUGGUAAGCCAGAAAAGAAGAAAGAUUCGAAAAAAAAGAAAUGA